Messenger RNA from Punica granatum (pomegranate), 2109 nucleotides. NCBI's taxonomy places the organism in Eukaryota, Viridiplantae, Streptophyta, Magnoliopsida, Myrtales, Lythraceae. The record is from RefSeq and is a predicted model, not a curated record.
AUGGCCAGGUUUUUAUGUGGUUUGAACGGAGAAAUUGCUAAUGUGGUGGAGUUGCAACAUUAUGUGGAGAUAGAAAAGAUGGUUAGCAUGGCCAUGAAAGCAGAACGACAACUCAAGAGAGGGAGACCAGCCAAGCAUGAGAGUGGUUCUUAUUCGGGAUCUUCAAAUUGGAAGUCGAAAUGGGGUGCCAGCUCAAGACCAGUAGAGAAACCCAAAUCGAAUGCUGAAAGGAGCAUGAGCAAGAGCCAAGGGGACAACAAGGAGAGAGGUAACUCUACAUCCCAACCUCAAAAGAAUAGAGAUAUCAAAUGUUUUCGGUGUUUGGGGUUUGGGCAUAUUGCUUCUCAAUGUCCAAAUAAAAGGGCAAUGAUCAUGCUGGAUAGUGGGGAAAUUGAAACUAAAGAGGAGGAAAGUGAUUCAAUGCCAACACAAGAUGAUUCUAGUAGUGAUUAUGAAUAUGCUGCUGAGGGGAAUGUCUUAGUAAUCAUGCGAGCACUUAAUGUACAAAUUAAGGAAGAAGAGAGAGAUGAUGUGCAAAGGAAAAAUAUAUUCCACACUAGAUGCCGGGUGAAGGAUCGGCUAUGUAGUUUGAUCAUUGACGAGGGUAUCUAUGUGAAUGUGGCUAGUAAGUUACUUGUUGACAAGUUGGGAUUGCGUACAUUGAAGCAUCCUAGGCCAUAUAAGCUGCAAUGGUUGAAUGAAAGUGGAGAAGUGAAGGCCAGUCAUAUGUUGCUUGGGAGGCCAUGGCAGUUCGAUAGACAGGCAAUACAUGAUGGGUAUAAGAAUCGAUACUCUUUUGUCAAGGAUGGUAGAAAGGUGACACUUGUUCCAUUGACACCUUAUCAGGUGUAUGAGGAUCAGCUCCGAAUCAAGAGAUCAAUUUGUGAGAAAAGUGAGGUAGAAGCUGAGAUUGAAAGAAAAAAAGAGAGUGAGCAAGUGAAAGAGGAAACUGGUAAGACUAGAGAGGAAGAAAUUCGGGAGAGUAAAAAGAAAGAGAGUUCAGCUAUAGAUGAGAGGAAAGAUUGUAUUACCUCUCUUUUACAGGAGUUUGGAGAUGUCUUUCCCACGGAAUUACCCAAUCGUUUGCCACUGAUAAGGGGAAUAGAGCAUCAAAUCGAUUUUGUGCCAAGAGCCGCAAUUCCGAACCGGCCAGCAUAUCGAAGUAAUCCGGAGGAGACAAAGGAACUUCAAAGGCAAGUGGACGAGCUUUUAGCUAAAGGGCAUGUGCGUGAGAGCAUGAAUCCUUGUGCGGUCCCGGUGUUGCCGGUGCCAAAGAAAUAUGGUGCUGUUUUGAUGCAGGAAAAACGACCGAUUGCCUACUUUAGUGAGAAGCUAAGUGGAGCCGCUUUGAAUUAUUCUACAUAUGACAAGGAACUCUAUGCUUUGGUCCGCGCUUUGGAGACGUGGCUGCACUACUUGUGGUCGAAGGAAUUUGUCAUACACACGGACCACGAAUCAUUGAAGCAUUUGAAAGGGAAAAACAAGCUGAAUCGGAGACAUGCCAAAUGGGUCGAAUUUAUAGAGAUGUUUCCAUACGUGAUUAAGUACAAGCAAGGAAAGGAAAACGUGGUAGCUGAUGCAUUAUCACGGAGAUAUGUACUUAUCUCUACUCUAAAUGCUAAAUUUCUUGGGUUUGAACAUCUUAAGGAGUUGUUCAUGCAAGAUUCUGACUUUGGUGCUAUAUAUAGUGCAUGUGAAAAGGGUGCAUUUGGUAAGUUCUAUAAGCAUGACGAAUUCUUAUUUAGGGAGAAUAAGCUAUGCAUUCCUAAUUCUUCUAUGCGUGAAUUACUUGUGCUUGAGUCGCAUGGGGGAGGUCUUAUGGGUCAUUUCGGGAUUGUGUAUGGUUUUAAUCCAUUAACACCUUUGAAUCUAAUCCAUUUGCCUAUGAGUGAGAUUUAUAGUCUUGACGGAAAUAAAAAGACAGAUAUGGUGAAAAUGAUUCAUGAAGAAGCGAGGCAACAUAUCUUGAAGAAGAAUAAACAAGAUGCUGAACGUGCCAACAAGGGACAGAAGAAAGGUUGGGCAAUCAAGCUGAGAGAUGAUGAAGUCGACGAUGGAGGUACUAUCCUUGUUGGAAAGGAGAGUGGUCUUGAUAAGGAGAAGGAAUAA